Molecule: messenger RNA, 3805 nt
Organism: Salvia splendens (bonfire salvia)
Lineage: Eukaryota; Viridiplantae; Streptophyta; Magnoliopsida; Lamiales; Lamiaceae
Product: receptor like protein kinase S.2
Exons: 12
Biological process (GO): protein phosphorylation
Molecular function (GO): ATP binding; protein kinase activity
Source: RefSeq, a predicted model, not a curated record
ACAUUUUAUUACGCCGACGGCAUUGAGAUUAUCUCGGUGCCUGCUGGCGUUUCUUACUUUGGAGGGAGAUAUGUUGGAGUUGAAUUGGUAGGGAAGUCUGUGGUCAAUGUUGAUAAUAGUACUGUGCUUGAAAUAGUUAGGAGAGUUAAUCUGAAACAGGAUUCUGUCUCAUCGUCUAAUGAUGCAAAUGGCAUGUUUGGGGUGUGGGAGAUGGCUUCUAGGAGGAAAGAAGCUAAAGUGAAGAGUGUUGAGUGGAGAACAUUGGUGGAUGUGGGAUUUAGGUAUUUGGUUAGGCUCCAUUUCUCCGAGCUAGGGCUCGAGAUGGCAGAGAUGAGAGGUGUUACUUUCAAAAUCUACAUUAAUGGUGUCAUUGUAAAUGCUGAUAUUGAGAGAAGAGAAGGGGAUUAUGAUCAUGAAGAUUCCAUCCCUUGGCAUAGGGACUACAUGGUGAUGAUCAAAGGGCUCAAACGUGAGGGUAAGCGUGAGAUCGUCAUUUGUCUUAAAUCCAAUGGCAAGGUUAUACAUGGACAUGGAAUCCUUGAAGGGUUUGAAGUUUUGAGGUUGAGUAACCCUGACAAUAGUUUGGCCAGUCCAAAUCCCUUGUCUUUGUCUUUCAGUUCAUCAAACUGGAUUAUCCAGAGUUUUGAUCAAGUUCUUGGUCGCAGAAAUACGAUUUCCACUUUUGUGAUAAUAUUACUUGCUUCUGUGAACACCACUGUACAUAUAUUGCGUCUAAUAUGGGAAGUCAGAUAUAGAGAGGAGGAAAACAUGCCAUCAGUUAAGGCUGGACGACUUUGUAGGCGCUUUUCACUUGCUGAGAUCCAAUCAGCCACAAGAAACUUCAACGAUGCACAUCUCAUUGGAAGGGGAGGAUUUGGCAAAGUUUAUAUAGGCAGCAUUGACAAUGGGCAAGUGACAGUGGCCAUAAAGCGACUGAGAUCAAAUUCGAACCAAGGGCAAAGAGAAUUUUUGACAGAGAUUGAAACACUAACUGAGCUCAGACAUGUUAAUUUGGUGUCCCUAAUUGGCUACUGCUAUGACCGUAGAGAAAUGAUUCUCGUUUAUGAUUACAUGGCCUAUGGAACAUUGAGCGACCACCUUUACAAACUUUCGAGCAAAGGUGUUAAGUGCUCAUCUCUAACGUGGAAAGAGCGCCUUACUAUAUGCGUUGGAGCUGGUCGAGGACUAGACUAUCUUCACACUGGCCACUCACUCAUACAUCGGGAUGUUAAGGCUUCAAAUAUUCUCCUUGAUGAGAAAUUUGUUGCCAAGGUUGCAGACUUUGGCUUGGCUAGGCACAUGAAUAUGAGAACAUCACAUACUCACGUUAGCACAAAAGUUAAGGGUACGUUUGGGUACUUAGACCCAAAUUAUUACACCACAGGUAAACUAACAAUGAAAAGUGACACAUUUUCUUUUGGGGUGGUUUUGCUGGAAGUACUUUGUGGAAGACCGGCUGUGGAUGCAGGGGCCGGAGAGGAUAAAUUGCUGCUGACUAAGUGGGCCCGAGAAAAUAUUAGCAAGGGAAAAUUUGACCAAAUUGUAGCUCCAGAUCUAAUGGGUGAAAUCUCAGAAGAUAGCCUAAAGGCAUUUGUUGAGGUUGCUGAAAGAUGCUUGCAUGAUGAUCCAAGGGAACGGCCAACAAUGGCUCAAGUCGUGCUACAGCUCGAGUAUGCUCUUAAGCAGCAGGAUACCUCAAAAUCCAUGCCACAGAAUGUUAAUGAUCCUCACUCAUCCAACAAAGAAGCUAACUUGUCGAGUAAUGUUCAGCAGCUCGAGCAGAACACACCCAGUCCCAAAGACCAAACCAACAGAAUCGGAUUUGUUAAUAUUAAGCCUCCACCUCUAUAUGAAAGAGAAGAUUGGGGAAAAGCCACGACACAGAGACCAUCACGACUUAGGCCAUGGGAUGCAUUUUGGAGUAGAGUUAAGCCAUCUGGCAAUUAUGAAGAUCGUGCAACGGAAACAAUGCAAAACUACAAACAUUCUAUGGAUAUGUUGCAUAACAAUGUCCCUGCCACUAUCCCACUAGAUGAAUUAGCAGAGAUUACUGAUGAUUUUGAUGUCAAGUCUCUUAUUGGUGAGGGAUCGAGUGGAAAGGUAUACCAUGGAGUACUCAAAAGUGGUCUGGCUGCUGCAAUAAAAAAGCUCGAUUCUAGCAAUCAGGGAGAGAAAGUACUUUUAGCACAGGUUUCCACAGUAAAGCACAAAAAUGUGGUUGAGCUGCUUGGUUAUUGUGUAGAUGGUGGUUUGCGAGCCUUGGCUUAUGAGUUUGCUCCAAAUGGUUCCCUGCAUGAUAUUCUCCAUGGACGAAAAGGUAUCAGGGGUUCAGGGCCGGGUCAAGCUCUGUCGUGGCCUCAGAGAGUAAAAUUUUCUGUCGGAGCUGCAAAAGGGCUGGAGUACAUCCAUUUGAAGGGGCAGAUUCAUGGGGAUGUCAAAUCCAGCAGCAUUCUUAUUUUCGAUGACUACGGAGUUGCUAAGAUCUCUGAUUUUGAUCUUUCAAAUCAAGCUACUGGCACUCGCCUUAAUUCCUCUGGUUAUCAUGCUCCUGAAUUCAUUACUAGUGGCCAGCAAAGCUGGAGGAGUGAUGUUUACAGCUUUGGCGUUGUACUUCUAGAACUUCUAACUGGACGUAAACCUGUUAGUAAUACACAGACAGGUGGAGAGCCGGAUCUUGUGACAUGGGCAAUGAAAAAUCUUAUUGAAGACCAGGUAAAGGACUAUGUUGAUGUUAGAAUGAAAGGAGACUACCCUUUUAAGGCAGUUGCUAAGAUGGCUUCACUUGCUAUCUCGUGUGUGCAAUAUCAAGCCGGUUUCCGUCCAAAUAUGAGCAUUGUAGUAAAAGCUCUCCACCCUCUGCUGAAUAGUGCAUCAAAUCCUACUGGUCAAGCAUCAAAUUUAAAGUUAGAAAGGCGCCGUUAUGUGGAGCAGUGGAUGAACCAUUGUCGCUUUCCAGAUGAACUAAGAAGGCAAGUCCGAGAAGCCGAGCGUCUUAAUUGGGCUGCCACCAGUAUGUUCAAUGAAGAUAUGCUGAUGGAGAAGUUGCCAGAAAACCUUCAAAAGGAUAUACGUCAUCAUCUCCACGGAUUUGUUAAGAACCUCCAGCCUUUACGGUUUUUAGAUCAACGAGUAAUAGAUGCUAUAUGUGAAAGGCUAAGAACAAAAACAUAUGCGAGAGGGAGCACAAUACUUUAUCCCGGUGGUCGUGUCAAUAAGAUUGUUUUCAUAAUUCAAGGAAAGAUGGAGAUCAGCUUUGUGGAUGAAUUCACUACUUGUCUCUUGUCAGAAGGGGAUUGUUGUGGAGAAACACUCCUUCCUGGCUGCCUCGAAAACUCUUCAGUGAAUACAGAUGGAGGAGGCAUGAGUGCUGGGCCGACUUUAAGCGACAGUCUAGUUCGAUGUUUGACAAAUGUAGAAGCAUUGGUAUUGCAAGAUGUGGAUCUGGAACAAGUGAUCUGCCUUUUUGCUAGAUUCAUUGAUGCCAGGCGCAUCAAAUGGGCUGCAAGAUAUAUAUCGCCUCACUGGAGAAAGCUCGCAGCUCGACGUAUUCAAGCUUCAUGGAGACACAGAAAGACACUACGAAGUAAUCACUCUCCAUGAUCGUAAUUGGUAAAUCUUCCGACUCUGCAUGCUCUUGUGUGCUCGUAUAUAUAUUGUAUACUGAAAACUGGCUUAUAUGGACGAUAAAGUGCAACUCAGUUGAUAAGACGUUUUCGUUUCCCACCAACGAGAGGUGUGGUGUGUGAGCAUGUUAAAUAUUCUUAUGUUUCUUUUAAUAUAAAAUUGUGGGGGUGCAUCUAUUAUA